Molecule: messenger RNA, 1680 nt
Organism: Annulohypoxylon truncatum
Lineage: Eukaryota; Fungi; Ascomycota; Sordariomycetes; Xylariales; Hypoxylaceae
Product: major facilitator superfamily domain-containing protein
Exons: 9
Coding region: 1-1680 (559 amino acids)
Biological process (GO): transmembrane transport
Molecular function (GO): transmembrane transporter activity
Source: RefSeq, a predicted model, not a curated record
AUGGCUAAAACCGAUUCAUUCUCUCUUAACCAGCCUCAGACAACAAGUGGUUAUCUGAGCUCGUGGCGCCUUGCGACCGUCAUCGGUAGUCUGUGCCUCGGCAUCUUUCUAUUCGGACUAGAUAUCAAUAUCAUCGGUGUUGCUAUCCCUCAUAUUACAACUGAAUUCAAAUCAUUAUACGAUGUGGCCUGGUAUGGCUCUGCGUAUAUGCUAACCAUAACAGCAUUCCAACCGCUAUUUGGAAACCUGUAUAAAUAUUUCAACGCCAAAAUCGUCUACUUAAUAUCUCUAUUCACCUUCGAGGUUGGAUCUGCGAUAUGCGCCGCAGCUCCCGUAUCCUCCGUCCUCAUCUUUGGACGUGCGUUGCUCGGCCUCGGUGCUGCUGGGCUACUUCAGGGGGCUCUUGCUAUAAUCGGACAGGUCGUCACCGUCGACAAAGUACCACUCUAUCAAGGUAUCGUGGUUAGCUCAAUGGCCAUUAGUGUUUGCUUCGGGCCGGUGAUAGGUGGUGCUCUCACGGAAUAUGCAAGCUGGCGCUGGUGUUUUUGGAUUAACGUACCAGCGGGCGUUUUCGUCAUCCUCGUAGUCCUAAUCUUCGUGCCCCUCGGUCGUUCGUCGAAUAAGGUCAACGGAGCACUACCCCUACGAGAAAAGCUUAGACAUAUGGACCUUCCCGGCCUCGUUCUUUUCCUUGGGACCAUAUGCUGUCUUCUUCUUGUGUUAACCUGGGGCGGCCAAACAUAUGCUUGGAAAGAUAGUAAAAUCAUCGGUCUGUUUAUUGGCUUUGGACUCUUACUGAUAUGUUUCUGUUUCUGGUUGGUGAGACAAGGCGAUGUUGCUAUUAUUCCGCUUAGGGUAUUGAAGAAACGUUCGAUCUACGUGGGAUCUGUGGCCCUCCUAGGCUACGGUAUCUUAUCUGUGGUUUACGGCUACUAUCUCCCGAUUUUGUUCCAGUCCGCCCAAGGGGCGUCGACCACCGAAAGCGGGCUCCGUUACAUUGCGCUUGUUGGUCCUCAGAUUGUUGCCUUGGUAAUCGUUGGGGGAUUCGUGUCCACCUGGGGCUACUAUGUCCCUUAUAUGAUAGCAGGAGGAAUCGUGUGUAGCGUUGGGGCUGGCCUCCUCACUACCGUAGGCCUUACCACUCCAACGGUGAAGUGGGCCGCGUAUUUAGUCCUUACCGGCCUUGGCCUUGGUAUGGCAGCACAGCUUCCCUACACAGCUCUCCAGGCUGUUCUUGAACCAGGAGAUGUUGCGACUGGAAAUGCAAUCGCCGUGUUUUCUUUUCACUUGGCAGGCGCUAUCGGUACGGCAAUCGGUCAGAAUCUCUUAAUCAGCGGCCUCUAUCAUGCGGUACCACGAUAUACGAAUGCUGUCUCUCCAGCCGAAGUCAUUCAAGCUGGCGCUACUGGAUUAAGCACAGUAGCUACUUCUCCAGAAGUCCUGUACGCCCUACGAUCUGCGUACAGAGAUGCGGUGCGUUGGACAAUCAUUUUAGGACUUGCUGGGAUCUGCAUGACAAUCCCGGCAGCUUGUGCGAUGGAGUGGGUAAAUAUCAAAAAGGUGGCGGAGGCAAGACUUCGUGCUCAAGAAUCAGAAGUCACUGUCGUUGGCGAUUCACAUGAAACUUCAGACGGUUCCGAGAUAAAGUUGAACCAAACAUUCGAAGAUGUUCAUACCUAA